Messenger RNA from Otolemur garnettii (small-eared galago), 4629 nucleotides. It is a transcript of the gene PRICKLE2, whose product is annotated as prickle planar cell polarity protein 2. The record is from RefSeq and is a predicted model, not a curated record. Lineage: Eukaryota; Metazoa; Chordata; Mammalia; Primates; Galagidae. Bases 572 to 3109 code for a protein of 845 amino acids. Gene Ontology annotation, molecular function: zinc ion binding. The transcript is spliced from 8 exons.
GCAGCGCCGCCGACAGUUAUUAUUAUUUUUUUACUGAGCUGCACAUUUCCUGGUUCAGUGGCUUGGGCUCUGUGAGCAGCUGACUGGUGGCCCCUGGUUUGGCUCAGGAUCAGUUGGUGACCCUGAGGCUAGGGUCUGGAACUUCCUUCAGACUGUCAUGAAGAAAGGGAGUUAAGAGGAAACUGGGGUUCUCAGGAAGGUGAUGGGAGAGCUCAAGCAGAUCCAGAGGAAGAGAGGAAAGUCUCACUUUUUUCCCUGCUUGGUGGAUUCCCCAGCAGGGUCUGGAUCCAGCUCCAGCGGCGCUGUUUUCCCUGGGGGAAUGUAGAACAGUUCCAGCUUGAGCCUGCUGCCAGCUUCAGGAAGGGCUCAGAUUUGCAAAGGGGGUUGGAGAAGAAGAUGCUUUGGCUGUCUGAGGUCCUGCUUACAUUCUUAGAAGUCAGACUCAGGGAGAAAGUGAACUGGGGCAACUGACAAGCUCCAGGGGUCUGGCAGAAGCUUCAUCUAAGACUGGACAUUUCAUCUUCCCUGGAGGAAGAUCUGCCUGCACUGCAAGUGUCCCCGGGAGGAGCACAUGGUGACGGCGAUGCCGCUAGAGAUGGAGAAGACCAUUAGCAAACUCAUGUUUGACUUCCAGAGGAACUCCACUUCGGAUGACGACUCAGGCUGUGCCCUAGAAGAGUACGCCUGGGUCCCACCCGGUCUGAAGCCUGAACAGGUUCACCAGUACUAUAGCUGUCUCCCAGAAGAGAAAGUCCCUUAUGUCAACAGUCCUGGAGAGAAGCUGAGGAUCAAGCAGCUAUUACACCAGCUGCCACCACAUGACAAUGAGGUCCGAUACUGCAACUCCCUGGAUGAGGAAGAGAAGCGGGAGCUAAAGCUGUUCAGCAACCAGAGGAAACGUGAAAACUUGGGCCGAGGGAAUGUCAGGCCCUUCCCAGUCACCAUGACGGGAGCUAUUUGUGAACAGUGUGGUGGCCAGAUCAAUGGUGGGGACAUUGCUGUGUUUGCCUCUCGCGCGGGCCAUGGCGUCUGCUGGCACCCACCAUGCUUCGUGUGCACUGUCUGCAAUGAGCUCCUGGUGGAUCUUAUCUACUUUUACCAGGAUGGGAAGAUAUACUGUGGCAGGCACCAUGCCGAGUGCCUGAAGCCACGCUGUGCAGCCUGUGACGAGAUCAUCUUUGCAGAUGAAUGCACAGAAGCCGAGGGGAGGCACUGGCACAUGAAACACUUUUGCUGCUUCGAGUGUGAGACAGUGCUGGGUGGCCAGCGCUACAUCAUGAAGGAGGGGAGGCCCUACUGCUGCCACUGCUUCGAGUCCUUGUAUGCGGAAUAUUGUGACACUUGUGCCCAGCACAUAGGGAUCGACCAAGGGCAGAUGACCUAUGACGGCCAGCACUGGCACGCCACCGAGACCUGCUUCUGCUGUGCUCACUGCAAGAAAUCCCUCCUGGGGCGGCCAUUCCUCCCAAAGCAGGGCCAGAUAUUCUGCUCACGGGCCUGCAGUGCCGGGGAGGACCCCAACGGCUCUGACUCAUCCGAUUCGGCCUUCCAGAACGCCAGGGCCAAGGAAUCCCGGCGCAGCGCCAAAAUCGGCAAGAACAAAGCCAAGACAGAGGAGCCCAUGCUGAACCAGCACAGCCAGCUGCAGGUGAGCUCCAAUCGGCUGUCGGCCGACGUGGACCCACUGUCGCUACAGAUGGACCUGCUCAGCCUGUCCAGCCAGACACCCAGCCUCAACCGAGACCCCAUCUGGAGGAGCCGGGAGGAGCCCUACCAUUAUGGGAACAAGAUGGAACAGAACCAGUCCCAGAGUCCCUUGCAGCUCCUCAGCCAGUGCAACAUCAGGACGUCCUACAGUCCAGGGGGUCAGGGGGCUGGGGCCCAGCCUGACAUGUGGCCCAAGCACUUCAGCAACCCCAAGAGGAGCUCAUCACUGGCCAUGAAGGGGCACAGUGGCAGCUUCAUCAAAGAGUGCCAUGAGGACUAUUACCCAGGGAGGCUGAGGUCCCAGGAGAGCUACAGUGACAUGUCCAGUCAGAGUUUCAAUGAGACCCGAGGUAGCAUCCAAGUCCCCAAAUAUGAGGAGGACGAGGAGGAGGAGGAAGGGGGCAUGACUGCUCAGCAAUGCCGGACCCAUCAUCCCAUCAGUUCCCUGAAAUACACAGAGGACAUGACACCCACAGAGCAGACCCCUCGGGGCUCUAUGGAAUCACUGGCCCUGUCAAAUGCAACAGGCCUCUCCGCUGAUGGUGGUGCCAAACGCCAGGAGCACCUCUCCCGCUUCUCCAUGCCUGACCUCAGCAAAGACUCUGGAAUGAACGUCUCUGAGAAGCUGAGCAACAUGGGCACUCUUAACUCGUCCAUGCAGUUCCGGAGCGCAGAGUCCGUCCGCAGCCUGCUCUCUGCCCAGCAGUACCAGGAGAUGGAAGGAAACCUCCACCAGCUCAGCAGCCCCCUUAGCUACAGAGACCUGAAGUCCCACGGAAGGAUGCAUCAGAGCUUUGAUUUUGAUGGGGGAAUAGCAAGCAGCAAACUGCCGGGGCAGGAGGGUGUGAGGGUCCAGCCCUUGAGCGAGCGCACCCGGAGAAGAGCCACUUCGCGAGAUGACAACCGCCGCUUCCGACCUCACCGCUCCCGGCGCUCCCGGCGCUCUCGCUCCGACAACGCCCUCCACCUGGCCAGCGAACGCGAGGCCAUCUCUCGGUUAAAAGAGAGGCCCCCUCUGCGAGCCAGGGAGGACUAUGACCAGUUCAUGCGCCAGCGGAGCUUCCAGGAGAGCCUGGGGCAGGGGUCCCGAAGGGACUUGUACGGCCAGUGCCCGAGGACUGUGUCGGACCUGGCCUUGCAGAAUGCCUUUGGAGAUCGCUGGGGACCCUACUUCACUGAGUAUGAUUGGUGUUCCACGUGCUCCUCCUCUUCGGAGUCUGACAAUGAGGGCUACUUCCUGGGAGAACCCAUCCCCCAGCCGGCCCGCCUGCGCUAUGUGACAAGCGACGAGCUGCUGCACAAGUACAGCUCUUAUGGCCUCCCCAAAUCUUCCACGUUAAGUGGCAGAGGACAGUUGCACAGCAGGAAAAGACAAAAGAGCAAAAACUGCAUCAUUUCUUAAUAUGAUUGAGAUCAGGGAAUGGGAGGAGAUGGGAGCUGAGAAUGUAAAUUCAGGAACUUGCACUGUUUUAAGUUUUAAAGCGCUUUGGGGGGUGGUUCAUGCGGGAGAAAGGGAAAAUGCUCUCAGCUGAUGGAGGCGGAGUUGCAGAUUGAGUAACUAGGUAGUCACAGUUCUUGGCAUGUUGAAUUAUAAUUUGCACAUUUCACUUUGGAAACACAAUAGACUCUGUGGAGGCCAGGGUUGGUCACCCCCUUCCCAUUGGUUCUGUGUCGAGUUGCCACUCAUUAGAUGGCAAACUGUUCCCUGCUCGCUUAAAUCCUCCUCUCUGGUUCUCAUACUUUUAGGACCCUUUUUUUCAGUAAGUAAUUUGUUUAUUAGCCAGGACCCAAGACUAAGUUAUUUACAUGUCCACUGUAAAUGCAAUGUAAAUGAGAAUUCUGAUAAAAUAUUUUUGUAUUUUGUAAUAUCAAAGGAAUUUCUAUAUCGUAGGACUCAGUGGGGACUUGCAUGCACAACCACCAUCGUCUCUGAGUAGUAUUAUAUUACAAGGUGGGCCUGGACCACCUUUUUUUUUCUUUUCUAUACAAAUUUGUUAUGUGUCAGUGAGACCUUUUUCAAAGGGAUAUACUCAAUUUGGCUUUUUGUGGCUGAAAAAAUAACUAUUAUACACAAAGCGUUUUAUGCUCCAUUCCAUCUUUAAGGAGCCAUCCUAAAGUCUGUUCCCACCCUUAGUAGAAGUUCUCCUCUACAAAGUGGUAGUAUUUUUCUUUUAAUGCAAAUGUAACUUUCGCCAAUUAGAGAAACCAGUCAGUGUCAGUAAAGUUCUGUGAGAAAUGUCAUCCCUGCUGGGAAUGUUGAAGUUUUGCUUAAUGUUGAUCUAUCCCUUGGGGAAAGUAAAAGUGACUGUGAGUGGUGCCGUUGUGUGAUGUCAGCAUGACGUUGUUUUGAAUGUGGCAUUAUGUUCUGGUGCUCAUGUUUUCUGGAUUGUGUUACCCGCUUUCCUUUACCAAGGCAGACGGAGCUGCUGCCUUAGCCUGACAACCGGUUGUCCUCAAAGCAAAUGAGCUUAAACAUUUGGAAUGGAGGGACAGAGAGGUUCUGAGGGGGUCUGGGAGGGAUGGUGUGUUGCAUGUUAUGUGUGGAGAAGGAACAAGGCGGUUUGCAAACAGAAAGCAGACAAGGGUAGAAGUCGAAGGGGUCUCUGAAGGAAGGAACAAGGAGCACUUCUGGGAAUGAAAUAGAGGAGAGGUGACAACCACCUCAAAUAGCCCCCAGUGCUUGUAGAAAGAAGCCAGUUUAAUAGGAUCAAUAACCAGAGGAUCUGGGUUGCCCAGGAAGAAUGAGCUGCUGAGGAGAUUUCAGUGUCAUGACUUUGUUAAAAGGGGCAUUUUCCAUGUUGAACUUGGAGGACUGUUGGUCAGGCAGAAAAUGAGCUCAAAAGUGAGUUUGCUUAAUGAAGACAUUUAACGGUUGUGCUGUUUAUAGUAAAAUAAAACUUCCUCCCUUGCUUCAGUUAAAAA